Morus notabilis is the source of this 2260-nucleotide messenger RNA. RefSeq names its product pentatricopeptide repeat-containing protein At1g08070, chloroplastic. NCBI's taxonomy places the organism in Eukaryota, Viridiplantae, Streptophyta, Magnoliopsida, Rosales, Moraceae. The record is from RefSeq and is a predicted model, not a curated record. The transcript has a single exon. Gene Ontology annotation, molecular function: zinc ion binding; RNA binding; protein binding. Gene Ontology annotation, biological process: RNA modification. Bases 87 to 2204 code for a protein of 705 amino acids.
CAAAAAAAAAAAAAAAAAAGUAAAAUACAAGCUCAUGCAAAAUAAAGAUAUUCAUUCUUGCUAGUAGUGAGUGUGGCCAACACAACAUGGCAUUGGCAGUAGCUACACGCACUCUAUCUCCCUCCAAAACUCCAACCGCCAUAACCACCAUUUCCGAGUUCCCACAGAAUCCCAAAACCUUAAUUCUUCAACAAUGCAAGACCACCAAAGACCUCAACCAAAUCCACGCCCACCUCCUCAAAACCAGCCUCCUCCACAGCCCCGCCAUCGCCGAAAACGUCCUGGAGUCCGCCGCCAUUCUUCUCCCGGACGCCAUGGACUACGCUCUCUCCAUUUUCCGCCGUAUCGACCGACCCGAUUCCUCAGCUUACAAUGUCAUGAUCAGAGGACUCAUAUACAAGAAGUCCAACCACGAGGCCGUUCUCUUGUUCAAGAACAUGCUCGAAAACUCAGUCCAGCGCGACGAGUUCACGUUUCCGAGCGUCUUGAAAGCUUGCUCUAGACUCGGAGCGUUGAGCGAGGGAGAACAGAUUCAUGCCCAGAUCGUGAAAUACUCGGGGCUCAAGUCAAAUGCGUUUGUUCAAAACACUUUGAUUCAUAUGUAUGCGAGUUGCGGCGAAAUUGAGAUUGCUCGGAAUGUGUUUGAUAAAAUGCCGCGAAGACAUGUUAUGACAUGGAAUUCGAUAUUGACGGGUUACGUGAAGAACGAGCGUUGGGAUGAGGUUGUGAGGCUCUUUCGGGAGAUGCGAGAAUCAAGUUUCGAGUUUGACGAGAUCACGUUGAUUAGUGUUUUGACGGCGUGCGGGAGAGCUGGUGAUUUGGAGUUAGGAGAGUGGAUUGGUGAGUAUGUUGAAGCAAAUGAGUUGAUGAAGAGUAAACUUGCUUUGAUCACUUCUCUGAUUGACAUGUACGGAAAAUGCGGUCAGGUUGACACCGCAAGAAGAUUGUUUGACCAAAUCGAUCGAAGAGAUGUUGUUGCUUGGAGUGCCAUGAUUUCUGGUUAUAGCCACGGGGAUAGGGGAAGGGAAGCACUUGAUUUGUUCAAGGAAAUGCAAGAGGCUAAUGUGGAGCCGAACGAGGUUACCAUGGUUAGCGUGCUUUAUUCCUGUGCUGUCCUUGGAGCUUUUGAAACCGGUAAAUGGGUCCGUUUUUACAUUGAGAAGAACAAAAUGAAACUCACUGUUAUACUUGGAACUGCACUAAUUGAUUUUUAUGCGAAAUGUGGGUCGAUAGAAGGUUCGAUCGAGGUGUUUGAUAAAAUGCCUUAUAGAAAUGUGUUUUCCUGGACGGCACUUAUUCAAGGUCUAGCUAGUAACGGUCAAGGGAAAAAGGCUCUCAAAUACUUCAAACAAAUGCAGGAAAAGAAUGUUGAUCCUAAUGAUGUGACUUUCAUUGGCGUUCUUUCUGCUUGUAGUCAUGCAGGUCUGGUUGAAGAGGGCCGAAAACUUUUCAUCAGCAUGAGUAAUGAUUAUGGCAUUGAACCACGGAUUGAACACUACGGCUGUAUGGUAGAUAUCUUGGGACGGUCGGGUUUGAUUCAAGAGGCGUACGAGUUCAUAAAGAACAUGCCUAUCCGACCAAAUGCUGUCGUUUGGAGGACGUUGUUGGCUUCAUGCAAGGCGCAUAAAAAUGUCAAAAUUGGCGAAGAAUCGCUAAAAAACAUUAUCAGAUUGGAGCCUGCUCAUAGUGGGGAUUACAUACUUCUAUCGAAUCUUUACGCGUCAGUGGGAAGACGUGACGACGCAAUGAGGGUGAGGAACCAAAUGAAAGAGAAAAGGACCAAUAAGACGGCUCCUGGCUGUAGCCUGAUUGAAUUGGAUGCAGUAAUCUAUGAGUUUUUUGCCGAGGACAACAACGGACAUCCACACUCAAAGGAGGUUUACAAUGCAACUGAAGACAUGAUGAGACAGAUCAAGUCAGCUGGCUACGUUCCCAACACGGCGGAUGCUAGACUAGAUGCGGAGGAAGAAGAUAAGGAAGCGUCGGUGUCGCAUCACAGCGAGAAACUCGCCAUUGCUUUCGGUCUGAUCAGAACAUCUCCAGUAACUACAAUUAGAGUAUCCAAGAAUCUUAGAGUGUGCACUGAUUGCCACAACGCAGCAAAACUAAUAUCAAAAGUAUUCAAAAGAGAGAUUGUUUUAAGGGAUAGGAACCGCUUCCAUCAUUUCAAAGAAGGGUCAUGUUCCUGCAAUGACUACUGGUGAAUCUCAAGUAUCUUUAUGUCUUAUAAUUUCGAAAUUAGAGCCUGUAGGAAAUUUCC